Molecule: messenger RNA, 2682 nt
Organism: Leptosomus discolor (cuckoo roller)
Lineage: Eukaryota; Metazoa; Chordata; Aves; Leptosomiformes; Leptosomidae
Source: RefSeq, a predicted model, not a curated record
AUGCCCUCUAACAUGCAGUGGCGGUAUUUUCUCGUUGGAAGUAAUCCUGCAGAAACCAAAUACCGCGUUUUGAAAAUAGAUCGCACUGAACCAAAGGAUUUGGUUAUAAUUGAUGAUAAGCAUGUAUAUACGCAACAAGAGGUGAGAGAACUUCUUGGCCGUUUAGACCUGGGAAACAGAACAAAGAUUGGGCAAAAGGGCUCUUCUGGGUUAUCUCGAGCUGUCUCUGCUUUUGGUGUAGUAGGUUUUGUCAGGUUUUUAGAAGGCUACUACAUUGUGUUAAUAACAAAAAGAAGAAAAAUGGCAGAUAUUGGAGGUCAUGCAAUAUAUAAAAUAGAAGAUACAAAUAUGAUCUACAUUCCAAAUGACUCUGUAAGAGUCACUCAUCCCGAUGAAGCCAGGUAUUUGAGAAUCUUUCAAAAUGUGGACCUUUCUAGCAACUUCUAUUUUAGUUACAGCUAUGAUCUAUCUCACUCCCUUCAGUAUAAUCUUACUGUCCUGAGAAUGCCACUUGAGACAUUAAAAACUGAAACAACCCAGAGCCGACAAGAGAGUUUUGAUAUAUUUGAAGAUGAAGGACUUUCAACACAGGGUGGAAGCGGUGUCUUUGGGAUUUGCAGUAAGCCUUAUGAAAAGUAUGUGUGGAAUGGCAAGCUCUUGGAGGCAGUGAAAAAUACUGUUCAUCGUGACUGGCUGCUGUAUAUUAUUCACGGAUUCUGUGGGCAAUCAAAACUGUUAAUAUACGGUCAUCCUGUAUAUGUCACUCUGAUAGCCAGAAGAUCAAGCAAAUUUGCUGGAACACGUUUUCUGAAACGAGGAGCAAACUGUGAGGGAGAUGUUGCUAAUGAAGUGGAAACUGAACAAAUACUUUAUGAUGCUUCAGUUAUGUCAUUUUCUGCAGGGAGUUAUUCUUCCUACGUUCAGGUUCGAGGAUCUGUCCCUCUGUACUGGUCUCAAGAUAUUUCGACUAUGAUGCCUAAGCCACCCAUAACAUUGGACCAAGCAGAUCCUUUUGCACAUGUUGCUGCUCUUCACUUUGACCAAAUGCUUCAGAGGUUCGGCUCUCCCAUUAUUAUUUUGAAUCUGGUGAAGGAACGUGAAAAAAGGAAGCAUGAAAGGAUUCUUAGUGAAGAACUUGUUGCUGCUGUGACAUAUCUCAACCAGUUUUUACCCCCAGAGCAUGCGAUUAUAUAUAUACCCUGGGAUAUGGCCAAAUACACAAAAAGCAAACUUUGCAAUGUCCUUGAUAGACUGAAUGUGAUUGCAGAAAGUGUAGUAAAGAAGACUGGAUUUUUUGUAAAUCGACCUGAUUCCUACUGCAGUAUCUUGCGGCCAGAUGAAAAGUGGAAUGAACUGGGAGGUUAUGUUGUUUCCACUGGUCGCUUGCAGACUGGAGUUCUCCGAACCAAUUGUGUGGACUGUUUAGAUCGCACUAACACAGCCCAAUUUAUGGUGGGGAAAUGUGCUUUGGCGUACCAACUGUAUUCAUUGGGAUUGAUUGAUAAACCAAAUCUACAAUUUGAUACGGAUGCUGUUAGAUUAUUUGAAGAAUUAUAUGAAGAUCAUGGAGAUACACUUUCUCUGCAAUACGGAGGUUCUCAGCUUGUCCACAGAGUAAAAACCUAUAGAAAGAUAGCUCCAUGGACUCAGCAUUCCAAAGAUAUUAUGCAAACACUCUCAAGAUAUUAUAGCAAUGCUUUCUCAGAUGCAGACAGACAAGAUUCUAUCAAUCUUUUUCUGGGAGUAUUCAAGCCUACAGAAGGAAAACCUCAUCUCUGGGAGCUUCCCACUGAUUUUUAUUUGCAUCACAAGAACACCCUCAGUCUGUCACAGACCAGGCGAAGCUAUACAUACUGGUGGACCACAGGUGUGCUAAAGCAUUUACCUCUUCCUUUUGAUGAAGUGGCAUGUGCUGAAAACAGACGCAAGUUGACAGUGAAGAAGUUCCACAAGUAUGAGGAGGAAAUUGAUAUCCACAAUGAAUUUUUUCGGCCAUAUGAGUUGAGCAGUUUUGAUGAGACCUUCUGCUUGGCAAUGACCAAUUCCACACGAGAUUUUAUGCCUAAGAAUGUGGGGAUUGAUCCAAGUCCAUUUACUGUUCGUAAACCUGAUGAAACUGGAAAAUCGGUGUUGGGGAACAAAAGUAAUAGAGAAGAAACUGUGCUGCAGCGUAAAACGGCUGCUAGUGCUCCUCCACCCCCAAGUGAGGAAGCAGUAUCAAGUAGUUCUGAAGAUGAUUCUGGGACAGACAAAGAAGACGAAGGUGCUGUUUCUCAACGUUCAACUCCAGUAAAGGUGACUGAUACAGGAGACAAUACGAAAAUCACGGAGACUGUAGUGCAAUCAACAAAAGAUGUGUAUGGAGUCAAUCUUUCAGAUGUUCCUUCAGAAGAUGAUCUCACAAUAUACACUAGGUUUGUUCAGCUGGGACAGAGUCAGCAUAAACAAGACAAGAGCAGCCAGCAAUUUUGCUCAAAGCAUCACUUGGAUAGGGUUAUAAAUUUAAUACCCAUCUCCUCCUUUUCUCAAGACAAUAUUUAUGAAGUCCAGCCUCCAAGAGCUGAUAGGAAAUCAAUAGAGAUUUUUCAUGCGCACAUUCAGGCUGGAAGAGGAAACAUGCAGCCUCUGGGAAGAGAGGACUUCCUCAUGUACAGAGAGUACAUUCGAAACAGAUACAUGUAA